CACGGUUUUAUAAACUUUUAAUCAUAAUUUAUUAUUAUAAACAAUGUUGUUUUACAAUGUUUGUAUUUAGUUUACAUUUACAUAGAUUUUGAAAAUAUUUUUAUAUCGCCCUACCAAGAAUGGCCUUUUUAGAGUGGAGGAAAUUUAAUUUCUUCGAUCUUAAAAAAGAUACUGAUGAUGGUAAAAUAGCCGAUCUAUUGAAAGAUUCAAAAGUAAAUACCAUUUCCACUUGGAGUAAUAGUGCAAGUAGUAUAAUAAUAUUUGGAACAUCAUCAGGGCAUAUACAUCUGAUAUCUCGCCUAUGGCAGGCUCAAACAUUUCAAGCCUACGAUAAGAGUGUAUUAUUAAGUGAUACACAAUAUCCUGCCAUUUUAGUAACUAUUGGAGAAGAUGAUUUGAAUGUACACUUAAUGAAAGUGUGGAAUUUAUCCAAAUUGACAAAAACAGGAGUUCCAACAUGCUUAAGAACUUUCAAGUCUCCGUCUCAAAUGAACCGAAAGCCAACUUGUCUCACUAUUGGCGAAGGUGGGCAACUAUUAGCAAUAGGAUACGACAAUGGAACAAUUGAUCUGCAUCGUGGUGAUAUCACACGAGAUAGGUCUAAAGUUAAGACCCUUACUGCAAAUAGUGGAAUUAUAUAUGGAUUGGGUUUCAAGGCUGUAACAAAAUGUGUUCAUUUAUUUAUAAGUAGCAGUAAAGGUGUAUUAGUAUAUACUUUAACAGGCCGGGAUAGAGAAAAUAAAUUAACUCUUGAUAAAUCUGAAUGCGAUCCUGGUUAUUGUGCUCCACCAGAGCGGUCAAGUGAAGAUCACAGUGACUUUAUGGUUGGAAGGACAGAUGCUGUUUAUUGUUAUUCAGCUGAUGGAAGAGGACCUUGUUACGCAGUGAAAGGUGAAAAGAUGUAUUUACAAUGGUUCAGAUCUCAUUUAGUAAUUCUAUCUCGUUCAAAGCCAACAUCAAAUACAUCUAUGAAUUCAAAAUUACAACUGACAGUGUUAGAUAUACAAAAUAAAUUUAUAGUUUAUUCAUCGCCAGUAGAUGACUUCGAGCACAUUUUCACUGAAUGGGGUGCAUGUUACAUACUGACUUCAAAUAAUGAAAUAUGGCAUUUAGACGAAAAGGAUUUACAAUCAAAAUUGAACUUACUCUUUAAAAAGAAUUUAUAUGAUGUUGCUAUACGGAUAGCAAAGAAACAACAAUAUGAUAGUGAUAGUUUGUCGGAUAUAUUUCGGCAGUAUGGUGAUCACUUAUAUGCUAAAGGAGAUUAUGGAAGUGCUGUAGAACAGUAUAUUAAAACAAUAGGUUGUUUGGAACCAUCAUAUGUUAUUAGGCGAUUUUUAUCAUCUCAACAUAUAAAUCAUUUAACAUCAUAUUUGCAAGCUCUGCAUAGGCAAGGUUAUGCAUCUGGGGAUCAUACUACUCUUCUAUUGAACUGUUUCACUAGGUUAGAUGAACCUGAACAACUAGCUAAUUUUUUGAAAGCUAGUGAUCGUGAAUUAGACUUUGAUGUAGACGUUGCAAUACAGGUUUGCAGAACAGCUAGUAUUGAUCAAGCCUUGGAAUUAGCAAAAAAGCAUGGUAAACAUGAUUUAUGUUUGAAAAUAUUGUUAGAAGACAUGAAAGAACACAAACAAGGACUAGAUUAUAUUGAGAGUUUAGAAUUUGAAGAUGCCACAAAAUACAUGAGCAUAUAUGGAACAAUUUUACUUGAAAUCAUACCUAAGGAAUCAACAGAAUUUUUGAAAAAACUAUGUACUGAUUAUCAUCCCAAAUAUAAACCAUUAAUAGAUAUACAAAUGCACAAUAGUGUUGAUCGUGCGAAUCCUGAAGAUUACAUUCAUCUAUUUCAUGAUAAUUCUGGUUAUCUUAUUGAGUUUUUGGAAUGCCUCAUCAAAGUCCUUACUGUUUGUGAUACAUUAGUUUAUAACACUCUAUUGGAACAGUAUCUUCAAUUAUGGGCAAGUGAUAAUUCCUUAGAAGCAAUCAGAGAUAGAAUACUAGAAAUACUAAGACAUACUGAUUCCUCAUAUGAUGAACAUCAUAUAUUAGUUCUAUGUCAUACAUAUAAAUUUUAUCCAGGAAUGUUGUAUUUGUAUGAAAAAACCAAAAUGUAUGAACUCAUUAUAAGGCACAGUUUAAAACAUAAGGAUUACAAUAAUGUUUUGGAUGUGUGUAGGCGAUUAGGAUCAUCACAACCCACAUUAUGGCUUCAGGCACUUUGGGGUGUGUGCAGAAAUCAGGAUGCUCCCAAAGAAAUAGUUGCAGAAAUGUUACAAUUUAUUGCUAAAGAGAAACUACAGUCUCCUUUGCAAGUAUUAGACUGUUUAUCAAUUCCUGAAGGUCCUACAUUAGGAACAUCGAGAGAAUAUUUUAUUGAAGUUUUUCAACAAGAAAAUGAUAAUACCAAAGAGGUAAAUGAAUUAAUCAAUAAAUAUCGCUCCGAAUCUGAGAAAAUUAAGAAAAAUAUAGCAAAUAUGCAAGAGGGUCCAAUAGAAUUUCGAGGAGCAAGGUGUUCUGCUUGCAAUCAUCCAUUAGAAUUGCCUUCUAUUCACUUUUUGUGUCAUCAUUCAUUUCACCAGCAUUGUUUUCAGAGUUUCUCAGAACAUGAGUCCGAGUGCCCUGCUUGUUUACCAAAUAAUAAGCAAAUGCUAGACCUUGUACAUUCCCAAGUGAAUCCUAAAACUCUUCAUGACUCAUUUCAUAAAGCAUUGGAUCAAUCAGAGGACUCAUUUUUACAUGUAGCCGACUACUUCAGUAAAGGCAUAUUUAGUAAAAGUCCUGUUGCAAAUCUGGAAAAGGACAAAAAUUUUCCUGUUUCUGUAGAAGCCAACAAUUAUUUUAGCAAAGAACUUUUGGUUAAACCUAUUUCAAAUACAAGUAAUUCAAACACUACAUAUGGUCCUGGUGCAGAAGCAAAAAUACGGUUAUUAGAAGGAAAUAGGCAGCCAGUGUUGGAGCGUCCCAUUUCAGAAGGUAGAAUGAGGCAGAAUGAAAUGAAAGCAAAUUCAUACAAUGCAACACUUGUAGCCAAUAUUUCAAACAUUGAUACAAUUCCAUCCUCUAAUACUGAUACAAUUACUAUGGGAAGCCAAAAUGCAUCUGCUGUAGUGUACACAGAGAAAAAUGCUAAUUCUAUAGCUCAAAAUAAUAAGAUAAUAGAUGACUUAGAUGAAUCAAAUCCAUUCUAUGAGGAUUAUGAUGAAUCUAAAAAUCCAUUUGCAGAAGAUAUUGAACCGAACUCUGGAAAUCCAUUUAGUGAUGAUGACUAUGAUAAAAAUUUGAAUCCAUUUGAAACCUAA
This is a messenger RNA of Ctenocephalides felis (cat flea), 3299 nucleotides long. RefSeq names its product vacuolar protein sorting-associated protein 11 homolog (gene Vps11). The coding region runs from base 120 to 3299 and encodes 1059 amino acids. NCBI's taxonomy places the organism in Eukaryota, Metazoa, Arthropoda, Insecta, Siphonaptera, Pulicidae. Gene Ontology annotation, molecular function: protein-macromolecule adaptor activity; protein binding. The transcript has 12 exons. The record is from RefSeq and is a predicted model, not a curated record. Gene Ontology annotation, biological process: intracellular protein transport; organelle fusion; vacuole organization. Gene Ontology annotation, cellular component: endosome; HOPS complex.